AUGCUUGAAACGGAUGGUCACAGUGCGGGUGCGUCGGAUGAAUUCACACCACAUUCCAUUCAUUCCUCAUCAAACAGUCUUCGAUCGACCACACCAGAUCCGCAAACCCAAAGACCACCAUCCAGUCUUCUCGUGCACACGCCGACCAAACCGAAACCGCUCAGUCUGUUCGAUCGGGACCGCGUACAGUCCGAGCUGGAUGCUCUGCGUGCCCAACAUCCGUUGGACGGGGGUAACGAAUCAAACACACUGUGGAAUCAGGAUUUGAAUCGCCUCUCUAUGGACACGCUCCGAUUGUACGUGGAACAAUUGACGGCUGAUGUGAUGAAUCUGUCCGAUCAGCUGGUCGAAUUGCUCGCCACACGAGACGAAUUGGUCAUGCUACGAGAGGCUAGUGACGAUUUUGUCAUCCUACUCAACCUGGUUCAUCAACGUCGUGCUCGAGCCUCGCGUGCGGCGUUGCUUAUGACUGCCAGGACUCGGAUGAGGCCGAGGGGCUUGUUCCGCAUCAGUUUACCUUGGCUGAACCGCGGUGCCGGUCUCACUCCAGCCUCGAGCACAUCCUCGGUGAUCGAGCCGGUGGACGGAUUCCGCUCGGCGUUGCAUUAUCAGCCACCGCCGUCUAUGAAAGGUGCAAGUGGCACAUUGCCACAUCGGUACACAGACGCGAUCGCACUGAAUGCCUCAGCUGGUUCGGCCGCUUACUACAAAGCAUUGAAUUUACAAUCCAAACAACGUCGCCCCCGCGCCCAGGUACUCGUCGGCCCCGGGAAUAUCCAGACCGCUCCAAACACCGUGACUUGGCGUCCGAUCAAUGGGGGGACACAUCCGACUGAUCUGACCUGUCCGAACGGCAAUGUGGUCAAGAUUGGUCAACCAUGGGAGCAGGUCAGUUUGUCCUCACCGCAAGCACAACAACGAUUGGAUGCUUUGCGUAAACAAUGCGCCUCACUCCCAUGGCCUAAAGAUCAGCCACAAGCAAGCCAGAUGUGCCUGGUUUACGUGUCGUGCCAAUUGACGACUUGGAGAGGCAGUUGUGAAACUACCGAUGUACCACCGCAUUUGUGA
Molecule: messenger RNA, 1068 nt
Organism: Echinostoma caproni
Lineage: Eukaryota; Metazoa; Platyhelminthes; Trematoda; Plagiorchiida; Echinostomatidae
Source: the annotation of a GenBank genome assembly